Molecule: messenger RNA, 1347 nt
Organism: Miscanthus lutarioriparius
Lineage: Eukaryota; Viridiplantae; Streptophyta; Magnoliopsida; Poales; Poaceae
Source: the annotation of a GenBank genome assembly
AUGUCUCAUUAUCACAGCGGCGAUUUUGAAGAGAUGGAGGAUGAGCACGACAUGAACGGGGCAGUCCAUGACAUGGAGGGGGAGGAUGAGUACCAAGAGCUCGUGGUUAGGGACUCUGAUGCGGAGGAAGAAGACGAUGCGGACCAAUUGCAUAAGCUCUCCGACACAUCAGCAGCAGAGGCAAGAAGUGGGAAAGAUAUUCAAGGAAUACCCUGGGAGACGAUAGAAGUCACAAGAGAAACAUACAGGCAGGCCCGACUAGAGCAGUACAAGAACUACGAGAACAUACCUAAUUCUGGAGAAGCAGCAAUGAUGGCAUGCAAAUCUACCGAGAAAGGAAGAACAUAUUACGAAUUCAGACGAAAUACUAGAUCCGUGAAAUCCACUAUCUCUCACUUUCAGCUGAGAAAUUUAGUAUGGGCGACAUCCAAACAUGAUGUCUACCUGUUAUUGCAUUACUCUGUACUUCACUGGUCGGCCUUAAAUGGCGUGGAUACAGAAAUUAUGGAUGUACAUGGGCAUGUUGCACCAAGUGAGAAGCACCCAGGAAGCUUAUUAGAAGGUUUUGUUCAUACUCAAAUUAGUACCAUGGCAGUGAAGGAUAAUUUGCUAGUAGCUGGUGGUUUCCAAGGAGAGCUAAUAUGCAAACACCUUGACCGAGAAGGAAUAAGCUUUUGCUGCAGGACAACAUAUGAUGAUAAUGCAAUUACCAAUGCAUUGGAGAUAUUCAAUACAUCUAGUGGAGCUCUUCACUUCAUUGCAUCUAACAAUGACUGUGGGGUAAGAGAGUAUGAUAUGGAAAGAUAUCAGUUAUUUAAGCAUUUCCGAUUUGAUUGGCCAGUGAAUCACACAUCAUUGAGCCCUGAUGGAAAGCUUGUUAUUAUUGUUGGUGAUGACACAGAUGCUUUGCUCAUUGAUGCUAAUUCAGGAAAGACUAUUCAUUCCGUGAAAGGUCACUUGGAUUACUCCUUUGCAUCGGCUUGGAGCCCAGAUGGUCUGACAUUUGCCACUGGUAACCAAGACAAAACUUGCCGGAUUUGGGAUGCCAGAAAUCUCUCCCAGUCUGUCCAUGUCUUGAGAGGCAACGUUGGAGCAAUAAGAUCUAUUCGUUUUACAUCUGAUGGGCAGUUCUUGUCGAUGGCAGAGGCAGCAGACUUUGUCCACAUCUUUGACAUCAAAAGUGACUACAAUAAGAGACAGGAGCUGGAUUUCUUUGGUGAGGUAUCCGGUAUGUCUUUCAGCCCCGACACGGACACACUUUACGUUGGAAUCUCGGAUAGGACAUAUGGAAGCCUACUUCAGUUUGGCCGCCUCUAUGACUAUUCAUACCUCGACUCACUACUAUGA